This is a messenger RNA of Aspergillus fischeri NRRL 181, 291 nucleotides long. Its product is annotated as F1F0 ATP synthase subunit f. Bases 1 to 291 code for a protein of 96 amino acids. The transcript is spliced from 4 exons. The record is from RefSeq and is a predicted model, not a curated record. Gene Ontology annotation, biological process: proton motive force-driven ATP synthesis. NCBI's taxonomy places the organism in Eukaryota, Fungi, Ascomycota, Eurotiomycetes, Eurotiales, Aspergillaceae.
AUGAGCUACAUCGCCCGCCGAGGUCUCUCGACCUUGAUCCCCCCCAAGGCCAUCGGUGCCGCCAAGGAUGCCGCUCGCAUGGAGCGCGUUGUGAACUUCUACGCCAGACUCCCUCGCGGUUCCGCUCCCGAGGUUAAGCCCACUGGCCUCAUUGGACGCUACCAGGCUCGUUACUUCGGCAAGAACCCUUCUGCUGCGCCUCUUGCCCACGCCAUUGGUGGUAUCCUUCUCAUCGGCUACAGCAUGGAGUACUACUUCCACCUUCGCCACCACAAGAACCACCCUCACUAA